Molecule: messenger RNA, 941 nt
Organism: Coregonus clupeaformis (lake whitefish)
Lineage: Eukaryota; Metazoa; Chordata; Actinopteri; Salmoniformes; Salmonidae
Gene: prdx6
Product: peroxiredoxin 6
Exons: 5
Coding region: 39-707 (222 amino acids)
Biological process (GO): cellular oxidant detoxification; cell redox homeostasis
Cellular component (GO): mitochondrion; cytosol
Molecular function (GO): peroxiredoxin activity
Source: RefSeq, a predicted model, not a curated record
AGAACACUACCCCGUCACUUAACGGCGAAAAGAGAACCAUGCCUGGGAUACUGCUAGGAGACGUGUUCCCUAACUUCGAAGCCGAGACAACCAUCGGCAAGAUCAAAUUCCAUGACUUUUUAGGAAACUCAUGGGGUAUCCUGUUCUCCCACCCCCGGGACUUUACUCCAGUGUGUACCACAGAGCUGGCCUGUGCUGCCAAGAUCAGCGAUGAGUUCAAGAAACGCCACGUCAAGAUGAUUGCGCUGUCCAUCGACAGCGUGGCGGACCACCUCGCCUGGAGCAAGGAUGUGAUGGCGUUUAACAGUGAGAGUGCGGGCUCUCCCCUGCCCUUCCCCAUCAUCGCUGAUGAUAAGAGGGAGCUGUCAGUUCAGCUGGGCAUGCUGGACCCUGAUGAGCUCGACAAAGAUGGCAUGCCCCUCACCGCACGCUGUGUGUUUGUGAUUGGUCCAGAUAAGAAGAUGAAGCUUUCGAUCUUGUACCCUGCCACCACUGGAAGGAACUUUGACGAGCUGCUCCGUGUCAUCGACUCUCUGCAGCUCACCGCUCUCAAGAAGGUGGCCACACCUGUCGACUGGAAGCCUGGUCAGAAGUGUAUGGUUAUUCCCUCUCUCUCUGAUGCCGAGGCCGCUGAACUUUUCCCCAAUGGCGUCACCACCAAAGAGCUGCCUUCUGGGAAAAAAUACCUCCGCUACACACAGCUCUGAGCCUCAGGUGGGCGCCACAUAGUCAUCCUGGACACAACACAAAGCCCAGAUAGGCCCACUGCCAUAGUAUCCACCUCUAGUAGUCCUAUCAUAGUGUAACCAAUCAUCUCUUUAAGAGUUGAGUCUUGUUGGUUUAGAUACUUUAAUCAGUGCAUCUCACUACUUACAGUGGGGGAAAAAAGUAUUUAGUCAGCCACCAAUUGUGCAAGUUCUCCCACUUAAAAAGAUGAGAGA